AGCGUCCCGUCCUGUAUAAUGAAUUUUAGUUGCAGUUUUUUUUAUCGUUUAAGUUUGGUUUGGUUUGGAAGGAUGAAGGACUUCAUUAUUCGUGGCCCAAAAAGUAGCUACAAGCCCAUUCCAAAAGGAUAUGCCGAAUAUUUUUUUGAUAUUGCCGAAGAAUUUAAAGACAACAUUUUACAGAUCGAUGGUACCACUGACGAAUCGGAGACUUACGGUCAAGUAAAGGCCCGAUCUAUCAAAGUUGCUCUUGCCAUAAAAAAAUUAGGCUUAAAACCAAAAGAUGUUGUACUGUUGUGCUGUAAAAACGAUUUAAAUAACAUUAUUCCGGUACUUGGAACCCUGUAUCUUGGAGGAUAUGUCAGUUCAGCUCAUCCCAAACAAUCGCUGGACGACGUAAAGUACUUUCUAGGAUUGGUACAACCAAAAUUAUUGUUUGUCGAUCAAGACUCUGUGGGUUUAGUAGAAAAAGCUAUGGAAUUAUGUGGAAUGAAAGCAACUAUAGUUGUUGUUGGAAAUUCGGAUAAAUAUCCUACAAUGAGAUCCAUGGAGUCUCGGUUUUAUGAAGAAGAGAAAUCAUUUAGUCCGAUUAAACAAAAAGGCAACGAUAUCGCUUUUAUUUUGUUCACCAGCGGUACGACUUCGUCUCCCAAAGGAAUAUAUAUUUCAAACAGGUCUGCUUUGGAAGGAGGAAGAUUAAUAAUUGAGAAUGGAUAUACGAAACCAGGCGUGUUAAUGAAUUUCACAUCGUUUUACUGGGUCUCAACUCUGUUAGUCACUAGCAAGUGCUUUCUGACUGGAUCUACCAGAAUUUUGGGAAACAGUAUAUCAGCUGAAAAGUAUUUAAACCUAGUCGAAAAAUAUAAAAUUACAUAUACCUUUAUGUCUAACAGCUUUACUUACGGCAUAUCGUCCUUAGGCCCUGAUAUCAUUAAAAAAUACGACACAUCUUCUUUGUAUUCUGUUCUUGUGGGGGGAGCUACAGUGAAUCCAGCUCAGAUUCUGAAACUCAGAGAAGUGCUCCCUUACACCAAGGUGGCCAUGGGUUACGGAUCCACGGAGACCAGCUUCAUCAGUUGUUUUGAUUUCCAAAGUCGAGAAGCCUACGAAUCCAAGCUUGAAUCUUCUGGAAAGCUACUGGCUGAUGUUGAAUUAAAAAUUGUGGAUGUGGACACAGGAAAACUCUUAGGACCAAACCAAGAAGGUGAAAUUCGACUCAAAACACCAUACCUUAUGUGUGGAUACCACAACCUAGAUAAAACCGACAGCUUCGAUGAAGAUGGCUUCCUAAAAAUGAGCGAUUUAGGUUAUUACGAUAUUGACCACUACAUAUACGUCACUGAUCGCAUCAAGGAGAUGUUCAAAUACCAGGGCAACCAAGUCAGUCCAUCCACCAUAGAAAAUAGUCUAUUAUCCCAUCCGUCUGUUGAAGAAGCUGUGGUGUUUGGUGUUCCACAUCGUAUAGAUAAUAAUCAUCCCGCUGCUUUGGUAGUUGUCAAGCCCGGUCAGAGAUUGGAAGCAAAAGAAUUGAUAGAUUUUACCGAUCUUCGAUUGGCAGAUACUCACAGGUUGAGAGGAGGAGUGAUCAUUGUGAACAGUAUUCCAAAAACUCCAACGGGAAAAGCGCAAAGAAGGUCUCUCAAAGAAAUGUUCGGGAAAAAAGCGAGAUAGUUGCAUAGUGGUAUUGUUUUUAAAUUUCAGAAAAA
Molecule: messenger RNA, 1706 nt
Organism: Sitophilus oryzae (rice weevil)
Lineage: Eukaryota; Metazoa; Arthropoda; Insecta; Coleoptera; Curculionidae
Product: luciferin 4-monooxygenase-like
Exons: 6
Coding region: 19-1671 (550 amino acids)
Biological process (GO): fatty-acyl-CoA biosynthetic process; long-chain fatty acid metabolic process
Molecular function (GO): long-chain fatty acid-CoA ligase activity
Source: RefSeq, a predicted model, not a curated record